CCCGCCUAGGCUCCACGACUGUUAACGGCCAUCACGACUCCCUCCCAGCCAUGUCUAAUGGACUCUCGGAGCCCGGGACGAGUGUCUACUCGUCCGGCUCCAUGUAUGUCGGAGAUGGAACAUGGGACUCGCAGCGCAACACCUUCUUGCUGCCCAAUCUGCAGGGCCUCAACUUCGAGACGAUGCGACUGAAUGGCAUGGGCAAUCGCUUUCGUAGCAUGGCCAGCUACAAGGGCCUCAUCACGGCUCACGGUGUGUUGGCCGUCAUUACGUUCUUAUUCGUAAUCCCUGCUGCCAUAUUCAUGGCCCGUUUCUACCACCCAAACCCGCGCGCCGCACUCAAGUUCCACAUCUGGCUGCAGGUCUCGGCGGUACUCCUCUCUACUGCUGCCAUUGUCUGCGCCUUCCAAGCCGUGGGCCUCGAGAGGUCUCUGACCAACCCGCACCAUGGCAUUGGCGUAGCCUUGUAUACUCUUGUUCUCGUGCAAGCCUUUGGUGGCUCGGUCAUCCAUAGACUCGAGAAAGGCAAGGAGAGAUUCAAAAUCCCCCUCACGCUCAUGAUUCAUCAAUGGUUAGGACGAGCAAUCGCGCUGCUUGGAGUUGCGCAGAUUCCCCUCGGUCUAACGCUCUACGGCUCACCACUUGUCCUGUUUAUACUCUUCGCCGUCUGGACUUUCAUCUUGGUGAUCCUCUACUUUAUCCUUGCCUACAGGGGCCAGCCCCGAAUUGACUUGGACGAUCGCAGCACCUAUAUAAGCGAGCGCUCGUACAGUACCAGGCUAAGUCGCCGAAGCAGGGGUCCUGGAGCCGGAAAGUAUGCUGCAGCAGGAGCAGCAGGGGCCGGGCUAGCUGCACUGGGCUCAAGAUCUCGAAGUCGGACUCGCAGUCGACAUGGCGGAACUGUUCUUAGCUCCCGGCCUGACUCUCGUUCCCGCAGGGGGUCCCGCUCUCGUGUUACUGAUUCUGAGUUUACCGAGUCUUACCUAAGCGACGAAAAGUAUGGCGACGACCGCAAGAAGGGUCCCAGCUGGAAAGACCGUCUCCUAGGAGCUGGGGCCGCUGUUGGAGGUAUUUUUGCUGCCAAAAAGCUAUUCAGUCGAAAGGAAAAGCGUCCUCCGACCGAAACCGGAAGCGAUUUUAGUUACAGCCGUCCUUUGGGCCCUUCCGAAGUCACCCAGACGGAUAUUUCCAGGCUCGAAGAAGGAAGAGCACCUGAAUCUCCAGCACACCGUCGAGACGACUGGCGCCGCGUUGAAGAACGGGAUACCCAAGUGUCCGGAAUGACCGGAAGUAACCUACGAUCAAACCAUCGCCCAACUAGAAGUGUGACAUCGAUAGACUCUUUUGACAGCCGAACAAGCUUCAGCGACGAAACCGACAUGAGGCCCAAGGACCGUUCAUACGGAGUGAAGGAAGGAGUCGCCGCCCUUGGUGUAUUUGGCUUUCUCAAACAUUCUCUGAGCAAACGCAGCAAGAAGAAGGAAGACCAACAUGUAGAGGAAAUGAGAGAGCAGGAUUUGGAAGAGGAACGCAUUGCUCGCAUGAACAGCCAACGCCGCAAGUAUACUGGUGAUGGAACACCUCCACGCAGGGGCGGUAGGCCUCCGUCGACUAUCCUUUCGGACAGCGAGUUGACGGGUAUCACGCCUUCAGUAACACGCCCGCCCAUGGACUCUACCCUCACGCCAUCAGUCAACCCCAACCGGACCCCUCGUACUGGUGUUUACAGUGUUUUGUCAGACUCUGGAUCAGAAGCCUAUGACUCCCCUGGAGGUCGCCGUCACCAACGACGUCGCACUACAGACGGCCCAGUGCUACCACCUGGAGCCGCAGCUGCAGGAACCAUCACCUCCCCAUCCAGGAAAGAUCAUCAUCGGCGCAGAGGCAGCAGAGACGACGUGGCAUCUCCUCCUGUAUCCGUCAAAGUCAAGAUGCACAAUGAUGGGCGCCAUGUUACUUUGCGACGACUCAAUGAAGAGGAGGCAGCAGCGGAGCGGGAGGCAAGAAAGAGGGAUCGCCGAGGCAAGAACCGUGCCGGCAGUGUCAGUUCAUUAAGCGGUAUCGGAGGUGACCGCUGGCGCAGGACCGAAGCCAUGGAAGCAGCACAAGCACAGGAAAUGGCACAGCAAGCUGGCAUACCACCACCUCCACCAAUGCCCAAUUCAGGACCUCUGCGCAUGCCCGAGGCUACGAUUCCCCCAAGUGGAACUCCAGUCUAUGGUCAGGACGGCAAUAUUCCUCCACCGCCACCCAUCCCAGGCGCAGCAGACACUGUCUUGAGCAGUCCUCCUGGUACUCAGAUCCAUGGCACAGAGACAGAUCUGAGCAACUAUGACACUAACAGGCGUCGACGAAGGGCAGAAAGAGCUCAGGCCAAGCAGGCCAGGCUGGGUGGAAGUCGAGUCGAGUUUUCUUAGUUUUGAUGCGUGUGUGUGUUUUUUUAUAAUGACGGGAAAACGUAAGCAAUGAGGACCAUGUAUGUGCGCGCGACCUGCAUUUUUCCCGGCGUCAUGCUGUGGUUGUACUUCACUUUUUUGUUCUUUCUUGAUGAUUUUGCGUGUUGCUCAGUUCAGCGUCAUGUCAAGUUGGAUUCCCC
This is a messenger RNA of Exserohilum turcica Et28A, 2596 nucleotides long. RefSeq lists its product as uncharacterized. Gene Ontology annotation, molecular function: transmembrane monodehydroascorbate reductase activity. The transcript has 3 exons. The record is from RefSeq and is a predicted model, not a curated record. Lineage: Eukaryota; Fungi; Ascomycota; Dothideomycetes; Pleosporales; Pleosporaceae. Bases 51 to 2417 code for a protein of 788 amino acids.